Messenger RNA from Arachis ipaensis, 2379 nucleotides. NCBI's taxonomy places the organism in Eukaryota, Viridiplantae, Streptophyta, Magnoliopsida, Fabales, Fabaceae. The record is from RefSeq and is a predicted model, not a curated record.
AUGUGUAGCAAGACAGCUGAACACAUGCAAUGGCAUAAUUCUACACAUGCAAAAGAUGGAUUACUGAGACAUCCAAGGGACGGUGAAGCAUGGAAGAAUUUUAAUGCGACGCACACUCUGUUUGCCGAAGAGCCGCGAAAUGUUCGCCUAGGUCUUGCAACUGAUGGUUUUAAUCCUUUCGGAUCCCUGAGUUCUACUAAUAGCGUUUGGCCUGUGUUCUUGAUUCCAUACAAUCUUCCACCUUGGAUGUGUAUGAAUCACACUUCCUUCAUCUUAUCAAUGGUUAUUCCAGGAAAGAAGUCCCCGGGAAAUAAGAUAGAUGUGUACUUGCAGCCCCUUAUAAAUGAAUUGAAAGAUUUGUGGAUUGAUGGUGUGGAGACAUUUGACUCAUCAUCCGGAAACACAUUUAGAAUGCAUGCAGCUCUUAUUUCUAAAUGGUGCUUCAUGGGUCAUAGACGUUUUUUGGGAAGAAAUCAUAGAUUUAGACUGAAUCGUGUUCGUUUUGACGGAAGCAUAGAGGAGCGUGGUCCACCUAAGAAGUUAUCAGGUUUUGACAUUCUUGAACAGCAACAGGAUGUUGAAGCACGAGAUCAGCAACGAGAAGAAUCUCAUAGCGGUGGGAAAAGACCUCGACGAGAAGUUAAGCAGUGGAACAAGCGAAGCAUUUUCUUUGAUCUUCCGUACUGGAAAACCAAUUUGUUGCGUCAUAAUCUAGACUUUAUGCACAUUGAGAAGAAUGUGUGUGAUAACAUUUUGUACACUUUGCUUAAUGACAAAGCAAAAUCAAAGGACAAUCUUAAGGCACGGAAAGAUUUGAAAGAAAUGGGCAUAAGACGUGAUCUCUGGCCAAGUGAUAAUGGAUCGUAUCAUUUAUCUUUAUUUUCACUAACACGUGACACCAAGAAGCUAUUCCUUUCGACAUUGAAGAAUGUUGUGCUACCAGAUGGAUACUCAAGUAAUAUUUCGAGAUGUGUGGAUGAAGGACAGAAAAAAAUUUUUGGAUUAAAAAGUCAUGACUGCCAUAUUCUUUUGGAGGAAUUGUUACCAAUAGCAGUUCAUAAUUUGCUGCCAGAUCAUGUUACCGCGGUAUUGGUUGAGUUUGGGUCAUUCUUUAAGAUCCUUUGUGGGAAAAGCCUAAGUACUUUUGAACUUGACAAGCUCCAACAACGCAUAGUGGUUGUCCUUUGCCAGUUGGAAAUGUUAUUCCCUCCAUCAUUCUUUACCGUCAUGGUUCACUUGACAGUCCAUCUAGUAGAGGAAGCAAAGCUCGGAGGUCCAGUGCAUUAUCGAUACAUGUAUCCAAUUGAGAGGGAGUUAGGCCAUCUAAAAUCCCAUGUGCGAAGUAGAGCACAAGCAGAAGCAUCUAUAGCCGGAGGAUACUUAGCUGAGGAAUGUCUCACCUUUUGUUCUCGCUAUUUUGAGGAUAUAGAGACAAGGUUCAAUAGACCUAGACGUGUAUGUGAUGACCCACUUGACAGGGAAUGCUCAGAAUAUUGUCUCUUUCCGCCAGUGGGUAAAGCAGGGAGUUCUGGUACAACUUUUAUGUUGAGUGAAAAGCAAAAGCUACAAGCCCAUAGAUAUGUAUUGCUAAAUUGUCAAGCCGUCAAGGAUUAUGUGAAUGAAUUUAGAGAAUACAUAACAAGAAGUUCAAAGGGAAGGAGACCGAACCCCACAGACAUAGAGAAGAGAGUAUUUAAGGAUUUUGUUUCGUGGUUUGAAAAACGAAUAAUGAACCCGGAUACCAUAGAACAGCUGUCUACUGAUAUGAAAUUUUUAGCCCGAGGCCCCUUAUCAAAUGCAACGAGAUAUAGUGCUUAUAAAAUUAAUGGUUGCACCUUUCGAACUAUUGCUCGUGAAGAAGGUUUGAGGACACAGAAUAGUGGAGUAUAUUUAACCUCUAGUACACCAUGUGUUGCAAGUCGAGUUGACAGAAAUUUAAGACAAGGUGAUGUACCCUAUUAUGGCAAGUUGGAGGAUAUAAUUGAGGUUAGCUAUUAUGGGCGAUUCACUGUUGUUCUCUUCAAAUGUAAAUGGGCUGAUUCCACUCGACAUAGAGGAUAUAGAAGAGAUCAAUGGCAUUUUCAUUGUGUUAACUUUGAUAGACCAAUUCAUACUGGUGAACAUGAAGAAGAUGAGCCUUAUAUUCUAGCGUCACAAGCAUCAAUGGUAUACUAUGUAGAUGAUGUCGUUAACAAAGGAUGGAGUAUUGUUGUUCAUUUAAAACCAAGAGAUUUGUAUGAAAUGGGUGAUGAAAUUGAAGAGGCUGAAGAUGAGGACGAGCCACAUCAAGAGCAAGCUCUUGAUCAAUUUUUUGGUAACAGUGAUGAAUACAUUCAAUUGGCAACAAACGACUUGAUCGAUGACGUAGUUGACUCAUAA